Molecule: messenger RNA, 2432 nt
Organism: Nymphaea colorata (pocket water lily)
Lineage: Eukaryota; Viridiplantae; Streptophyta; Magnoliopsida; Nymphaeales; Nymphaeaceae
Product: WD repeat-containing protein ATCSA-1
Exons: 9
Coding region: 528-1871 (447 amino acids)
Biological process (GO): protein polyubiquitination; proteasome-mediated ubiquitin-dependent protein catabolic process; transcription-coupled nucleotide-excision repair
Cellular component (GO): nucleotide-excision repair complex; Cul4A-RING E3 ubiquitin ligase complex
Molecular function (GO): protein binding
Source: RefSeq, a predicted model, not a curated record
UGCGUCAAUCUCUCUCUAGCGUGCACGAGUUUCAGGGUUGGUGAGAAGGGGAAGGUUGUGUACGGGGAAAGUCCGAUUGGGAAUCGAAACUACCGCUCUCGAUCAGAGUGAGGUUUGUCGGACGAGCGAGGUGCAAGGAAAAUUUCGUGAAAUUUGUCGGAAGCUGACAGUCCUGAAAGGAGGAGGAAGAACCCGCAUAAAUUCGUGAAAUUUCGGCUCGAAUUCUGAAUCGUGAUUGUCUGAGGCGAAAAGGAAGGAUUGUCGCUCGAAAUCGUUUGUUUGUCGGCUUCCGGAGAAGAGAGUAGCCGGCGGAAUCGAAAAAAGUAGGAUUUUGCGGCCCAAAUAGGGAUUUUUCUUCGUCGGAGAAAGACGGGUUGAGCAGAAUCGUCCAGGAGGAGGAGCGUCAGGGGGUCGCCGGGAAUUUGGCUUUCGGACUGCGGUUGGAGGAGCCGGUUAAGGGAAGACGGCUAGAGUUUCCGAUAUUGAAGGGAGGGCGGAGCCGUCGAGUAUGCACCUUGGCCUGAGAAAUGUGGAACGAGGUCGUGAAUAGACAGCUGGGCAGAUCGAGGCCAUCCGCCUUCGCCAGUCGGGUGCGUGCGUCACGUCUCUCAUCCAUCAAACUUUCCAACAAUAAAGAGAUAGUUAGCCUGCACAAGGGUGGCGUCAACACGCUGCAGGUUGACUUGACGGAAGGUCGUUAUUUGCUAUCGGGUGCAUCAGAUGGAUCCGCUGCAGUUUAUGACAUACAACAAGCUACAAGCUGUGAUAGCAAUGCAGUUGCAAAACACAGGCCACUUUUUCUGGUUGAUAAGAAUGUUCAAUGUGGUCAUAGCUAUGCAAUAUCAUCAGCUGUUUGGUACCCUGUAGAUACUGGGCUAUUUGUUACAGGCUCCUAUGAUCAAUAUGUUAAAGUUUGGGACACAAAUAUGACACAGGUGGAGAUGAGUUUCAAAAUGCCUGGAAAGGUUUAUGGAAUUGCAAUGUCCUCGGUGGCUACUUCUCAUAUGCUAAUUGCUACUGGAACUGAAGAUGUUCAAGUUCGGCUGUGUGAUAUUGCUUCUGGGGCAUUCACCCAUACAUUGUCAGGACAUCGAGCUGGUGUAUUCUCUGUCCAGUGGUCCACAUCAAAUGAAUGGGUUUUAAUGACUGGAGGAUGUGAUGGUGCUAUUCGCUUUUGGGACAUUAGAAGAGCUGGCUGCUUUCGUGUUUUGGACCAGUUCCAAACCCAGCUUGGGCGGAGGCCAGCUAUCAGUGGGAGCAAAUCAGCCAAAUUGUCAGGAUUCCAACCCUCAGACUCAGGCUACUCUGUAACAGCGCGGUUACCACAAAAACGGAUAACUGUUGCAAAUGGAACGAAACAAUCAUGUUCCCUCUAUAAAGGUCAACCUAAGGGGUCUGUAAUUCAGCGAUUGCAUCCUGGGAUGUCUUCCACUCAUAAUCGUGCAACAGCUCAUUUUGGUGCUGUGACAGGACUAAAGAUAACAGAAGAUGGAAUGUAUUUGUUGAGUGCAGGCACCGAUUCAAGAUUGAGGUUAUGGGACAUUGAGUCUGGCUGCAACACAUUGGUUAACUACGAUGCUUUACGAUUCCAAAGUAAGAAAAACGUACAAUUGGCUGUUGCAUCAGAUUUAUCCCUUGUGUUUGUUCCAUGCACAACUUCUGUGAAGGCAUAUGAUAUAUGGUCAGGGAAGACAUUUUCAACAUUCCACGGCCAUUAUGAAUCUGUGAACUGUUGCUGCUUUAGCUCAGCAGAUCAGGAAUUAUACACAGGGAGCAAUGACAGGCAAAUUCUUCUAUGGUCUCCCUCUGUUUCAACUGCUGCAGAUGAGGGAUCAGAAUCUUUGACGGAUCAUGAUAAUUGGAGUGAUUAAUCUGGAGGUCCAGUGAGUGUGUUUUUGCGUCGAUGCAGACGCAUAUGUUGUACAUUAGAAAGACCUUUUUUUAUAUUCUUUCUGCUUGUGUCAGACUUUCCAUGUAUCCCAGUCUCUUUUUUUGUUUUGUUGGUUUGAUUUUCCAUGUAUGUCGGUCUCUUUUCCUGUUGUCUUGGCUUGCUUAGCUGGGACUUAGCCCUAUGCCGCAGUUCUUACCUGAGGUAAUGGGUCUAUGCCUAUGCGAUUGUUAUUUUUAAUUUAAUUGCUCUUCAGGAGUGAACUGCAAAAGAGGGAGGAUCAGCCUAGUUCCACCUUGAUGUUGGAUCAGGCUGUGAUAUCUCCAGUCUCUCAGACAUUCACCUUUUAGAUAUCUUCUUCAUAAAAGACCAGCAUAGUUGAUCACCAAGAGUCAGAAGUUGCCUAGUAUUUGAAUCCUAAAGAUCAGAGUUUGCAUACAAGCAAGGCUUCAUAAAGAUCAUUGGAACAGAUCUGUUGCAACUUCUAUGUGAAUAAAUUUUGAUGAGAUGAAUGAUUUCCUGUAAUGCAAUCCGCUUCUUGUAA